Messenger RNA from Oncorhynchus keta (chum salmon), 1847 nucleotides. RefSeq names its product cyclin-K-like. The record is from RefSeq and is a predicted model, not a curated record. Bases 285 to 1706 code for a protein of 473 amino acids. Gene Ontology annotation, cellular component: cyclin/CDK positive transcription elongation factor complex; nucleus. Lineage: Eukaryota; Metazoa; Chordata; Actinopteri; Salmoniformes; Salmonidae. The transcript is spliced from 10 exons. Gene Ontology annotation, molecular function: cyclin-dependent protein serine/threonine kinase activator activity. Gene Ontology annotation, biological process: regulation of transcription by RNA polymerase II; positive regulation of DNA-templated transcription, elongation.
ACGAACAACGUGUCCGCCCCAUUUGAUUGUUUCAUAUUUUGAUGAAUUAGAUAUGGCGCGGUACACGUCAAUACGAGUGUAGCUAUUUUAAUUGAAUGGAUGAAAUAAUUGUGCGAUUUCUGCAGCUAGCUGUAACUAGCGAGGUUAUUCAAGUGAAAAAGAGAUAGCAUCGCUGUGCUACAUCCCUUUCAUCGCUAAUUAUUGUCUUAGGAAGCUGACAACAGGGUACAGUGUGCAGGGGCUAGUUAGCUAGCGAGGCUUCUACAAUUUAGCUAGUAUAGUUAAUGAAAGAAUACAGGGAGAAUUCGAUCCCUGGAAAUCCAGCUGCAAGUCUGGAUCACAUCAAGCCAUGUUGGUACUGGGACAAGAAGGACCUGGCUCACACACCCUCCCAGUCCGAGGGCCUGGACCCGGCCACCGAGGCCCGGUACCGAAGAGAGGGGGCUCGAUUCAUCUUCGACGUGGGCACGCGCCUGGGACUACACUAUGACACGCUGGCUACAGGGAUCAUAUACUUCCAUCGCUUCUACAUGUUUCAUUCCUUCAAGCAGUUCCCCAGAUAUGUGACUGGGGGUUGCUGUCUAUUCCUGGCCGGUAAAGUGGAAGAGACCCCAAAGAAAUGUAAAGACAUUAUCAAGACGGCUCGCAGCCUGCUGAAUGACAUACAGUUUGCCCAGUUUGGAGAUGACCCAAAGGAGGAGGUGAUGGUGCUGGAGAGGAUCCUGCUGCAGACCAUUAAAUUCGACCUGCAGGUGGAGCACCCAUACCAGUUCCUGCUCCGCUAUGCCAAGCAGCUCAAAGAUCUGAAGUAUUUCCGAUCUGUUUCAGGUGAUAAGAACAAAGUCCAGAAGCUAGUUCAGAUGGCCUGGACCUUUGUGAAUGACAGCUUGUGCACCAUGCUGUCCCUACAGUGGGAACCAGAGAUCAUAGCUGUAGCAGUCAUGUACCUGGCCGGCCGGCUGUGUAAGUUUGACAUCCAGGAGUGGACGUCCAAGCAGUCUUCACUGCGAUGGUGGGAACAGUUUGUCCAGGAUGUCCCAGUGGAGCUGCUGGAAGACAUCUGCCACCAGAUCCUAGACCUGUACUCCCAGGGCAAGCAGCAGAUGCCCCAGACCCCCAGUGAUAAGACCCUGCCUAUCCCCGUCCCAACCCCUACCCCUCAGCAGCUGCAGGCCCUCUCCCAGCCCCCGCUCCCCAGCCCCCCUGUCGCGCCACCACUCAGCAAGAAGGUCUCGCCCCAGACCAGCCCUCCUCGCCAGCUCAAACGAGCCCACGUAUCGUCUCCUAAAGAAGAAAGCCAGGCACCUGAGCCAGUGGGCUCUAAGAUCCCCAGGCUGGAGCCUCCCAUGCCCCCUCUACCCACAUCACAACCCCCCUCAGACCGCAAGCCUCCAGCCUCCCACCCCUCCGCCCCUCUCCCAGGAGAGACAGACCCAACUGUGGCAGGAGGCCCAGCGGAGCCCCCUAAAGGACCUCCACCUCCCCCACUCAGCCUCCCUCCACCAGCCUCCCCCGCUUCCCCACCGCCCCCCUCCACCGCCCCCGUCCAGCUACAUCAUGGGCAUCCCCACCUCCAGCUCCUACAUGUCAGGAGAGGGUUUCCAGAGCCUCCAGUCGAUGAUGAAGACAGAGGGGCCGUCCUACAGCACCAUCCCCCCAUCCUAUGGCCCUCCCCUGGCCUACCACAGCCAUGUCUACCCCCCUAACGCCCCGCCGCCUGGUCCUCCACUUUCCGCCUCCUACCCUCCACCCAACCUCCCUCCACCUUCCCCCGCCUACCCCCCGCCGGGGUACAACCACAGCUACCCUCCCCCGCCCCCUCAUUGCAUGCCCCCCGGACACGGGGA